UAUUGUUAUCAAGUGAAAAUUGAUUUUACACUUUUAAAUGUUCUUGUUAAACAUGUUAAAUGACAAUUAAAUUUGAACAAUCAAGCGUCAAGUUUUGUGUUGUUAAUGAAAUGAAGACGUUUAUUUGGUGGUUUGAAUAGUAAUCUGGAUCAAUCAUAUAUUGAAAUGUUGUUAUUCAACAAACGAAACAACAGAGUGAACCAAGAAUGACUUGAUAGUGUCUACACAAAUAUUGUAUUGAAUAGUGAAUCGUGUUUGCGUCAGCAGAAACAGUUCAAUUCAAGCUAACAAAGCUAAUUGAUUGAAAGAGAGGGAAGAAGAAGAAGAAGAAGACAGUUUAAAAACAAAAAAUUUAUUUAAUGUCUUCCAUGUUUUCUCGCAACUCAACGUCAUCGUCAAAAUCAUUAUAUCAACACCGCUUCUGCCUUUUGUUUCAUCUAUAAAGUGUGAUUUGUUGUGUUUUACAUCUUUCAACUUUUGCUAAAUGCUAUUUUAAUCUUCUCAACGUAACCUUUUUUAACAAUCAAAAUUGGAUAAUUUUAAAUAUGUUUUCAUUAUUUCACUAGCAAUUACCGUAAAGCCUUUAAACCGUUGAUUGGGUAACACUUGUAACUCCAUUGCUUGGACAAGGCGUUAUCCUUAUUCACAUGUGUUCAACCAAAUUUUCUGCUCAAUCUAAUCUGUUGCAUUGCAUACUUAUUUCCAAACGUCACUGUCCAAUACUCAUCUGUCAAUUGGUUUAUUCAUUUUAAAAUAUAAAAAAGUGUAGAUUUAAUUCAUCAUGUCGGCUGUCCUGUCUAAAUUAAGAGAGUUUAGUGAUAACCAUACAAUACCACACCACCAAUUCACCCGAGUUGCAUCGGGAUUAAUCUUUGCUUUGUAUUUCUACAAAUUUGGUACACCAGUGGUAUCUAAAUUGGUCUCAUCAUGUCAAGCCAAAGCCCAAUUCAUUCAAGAGAAGAUUACAGGACUAGAUAGUUUCAAUGAUGAUGGAACAGUCAAGGAUCAAGAUUUAUUAAAUUCAAUUAGUUAUCGACCGUCUACCAAAUCUCAGAAUGAAAAGUCAAAGCCGUCUGAAGAUUAUACCAAUUUUGGUAUUCGCGAUGGGUCAAUUUUAGACAUUGUCAUGGACACUAUUGUAAAAAGUUUAAGACAAUUUCAAGCUCUUACCGGUUUCAAUGUGACCUUUAUUAUACAAUUAGUUAAAUUAAUACGCAUAAUGGUACCAGGAGUGAGAACUGUGGAAGUUGCAUUACUUUUACUGCACACAAUGUCUUUGGUGUCAAGAACAUUUCUAUCAAUCUUUGUUGCUAACCUAGAAGGUCAAGUGGUCAAAUACAUUGUCCGUCGAGAUGUUGUCAAUUUUGCAUCCAUGCUGACAAAAUGGCUCCUGAUUGCAGUACCAGCGACAUUCAUCAAUAGUUCUAUUCGUUUUUUGGAAAACCAGUUAGCUCUCGCUUUCCGAACACGAUUAGUUCGUUAUGGUUAUGAGUUGUAUUUCAAAAAUCAAACAUACUAUGCUGUUUCUAAUCUUGAUGGUCGACUUGAAAAUCCUGACCAUUGUUUAACAGACGAUAUCAUCAGUUUUAGUCAACACUGUGCUCAUCUUUACUCGUCUGUAACCAAACCAUUACUUGAUCUAUUCUUAAUCACUUACACUCUGCUUAAAAUGUCUCAACAAAUGGGAUCCUAUGGUCGCUAUGGAGGAUAUGGUCAGUUGAUGAACGCUGUCGCCAUCAUUUCAACUCACGGUAUAUUACGCUGGAUUUCACCCAAAUUUGGUUCCCUAGUUUCGGAAGAAGCUCGAAGAAAAGGUUUCCUUCGAUCGGUCCAUGCAAGAGUUAUUACCAAUGCCGAGGAAAUUGCUUUCUAUGGUGGACAUCUGAUUGAAUUGAAUGUUGUCCAACGAGCUUAUAAAGCAUUGGCUCAACAAAUGAAUGUGAUAUAUAAUCAAAGACUUUGGUACAUUAUGUUUGAACAAUUUCUGAUGAAGUACGUAUGGAGUGCCCUUGGAAUGGUCAACAUAGCAAUACCUGUGAUGACCGGCAAAGGAAGUUCAUUUGCUAAACAAGACGGAGUUCAGCAAAACGAUGGUGGCUAUGAUCAUGAGGAUAUCAGUGAACGUACACAAUAUAUGACUACUGCUAAAAAUAUUUUGAUUGCUGGCGGUGAUGCUGCUGAAAGACUUAUGUCUUCUUAUAAAGAACUCAUUGAAUUAACCGGUUACACCAAACGAGUUGCUCGUAUGUUUACUGUCUUCGAAGAAGUUAGCCAAGGAAAAUAUAAAAAAAUUGGAACCGAGUCAUCUAAGAAACGAGGAGCCCUUCCACCUGAUGUUUGCUUUACCGCUGAAGGUAUUCUUGCUCAAAAAGGGAUAGUUAUUCAAGUUGAGGAUUACAUCGAGUUGACUGACGUACCUGUUAUCACUCCGAAUUACGAUGUUAUAGUUCCCAAAUUGUCUUUCAAGAUGACUAGAGAUAUGCAUUUAUUGAUUACUGGGCCAAAUGGAUGUGGUAAAAGUUCACUAUUUCGUAUACUUGCCGGUCUUUGGCCAAUCUUUGGUGGUAAACUCCAUAGACCUUCAACCAAAGAGAUGUUUUAUAUUCCUCAGCGCCCUUACAUGUCAUUAGGAACUUUACGUGAUCAAGUAAUUUACCCUGAUUGUAUUGAAGAUAUGAAACGAAAAGGAAUCACUGAUUUGGAUUUAGAGAAAAUCCUAAGCCAAGUUCAUCUCGACUAUUUAAUAAGGAAAGAUGAAAGUUGGGAUAGAAGAGCUGAUUGGAAGGAUACUCUAUCUGGCGGAGAGAAACAACGGAUUGGGGUCGCUCGUCUAUUUUAUCAUAGACCUAAAUAUGCCUUGCUUGAUGAAUGUACCAGUGCUGUAUCUAUCGAUGUUGAAAGCAAAAUGUACCAAUUAACAAAAGAUUAUGGAAUCAAUUUGAUUACAAUCACUCAUCGACCUUCUCUCUGGAAAUUUCACACUCAUUUAUUACAAUUUGAUGGAUCCGGUGGUUGGAGAUUGGAACCAUUAGAUACAAAUGCUCGAUUAACUUUACGAGAGGAAAAACAAAAGCUCGAGGAACAAUUGGACGGUGUGCCCAACAUUCAACGCCGUUUAGUUGAGCUUUGUUCAAUUUUGGGUGAAAACUCUGAAAUACUAGCGAGAGAAAAGUCAAAUUCAUCAGGAUCAUCUGAUGAAGAGAGGCCUGGAUCACCCAAAUCAGAUGUAUUUGAUUCUCAAUCACAACCUGAAAGCACUAUGAGCGAUUGAAUCGAUGGUCAAAAGGGCGACUCGGUAAAUUGUAAAAAGAUGAAGUUAAAGGAUGAACCUUGUGUUAUGUUGAGUUUGGAAAAGAUUGAAGCUUAUUACCAAAAUAUAAUCAAAAACGAUUUUGACUCC
Tetranychus urticae (two-spotted spider mite) is the source of this 3400-nucleotide messenger RNA. It is a transcript of the gene Abcd1, whose product is annotated as ATP binding cassette subfamily D. The record is from RefSeq and is a predicted model, not a curated record. Lineage: Eukaryota; Metazoa; Arthropoda; Arachnida; Trombidiformes; Tetranychidae. Gene Ontology annotation, biological process: very long-chain fatty acid catabolic process; fatty acid beta-oxidation; peroxisome organization. Gene Ontology annotation, cellular component: peroxisomal membrane. Gene Ontology annotation, molecular function: ABC-type transporter activity; ATP hydrolysis activity; ATP binding.